Molecule: messenger RNA, 723 nt
Organism: Verruconis gallopava
Lineage: Eukaryota; Fungi; Ascomycota; Dothideomycetes; Venturiales; Sympoventuriaceae
Exons: 3
Coding region: 5-493 (162 amino acids)
Source: RefSeq, a predicted model, not a curated record
GUCAAUGUCUGAGCGGUCUAUAAGAACAUCCGUUCAUCUACCUGUGAAUUUCGUUCUUCACACAGCUCGAUCAUUUAUACUGCCACAGUUUCAAAAGCACAAACCCCAACAACCAUCCAAAAGCAUGCUCUUCAAGACUGCUGUCUUCGUGCUCACCUCUGCCCUGUCUGUAGCGGCACACCCGGCGCUGCAGCAGCUUAACGCUCGCGGCAGCGACACAUACACGUGCGGCAAUGCGUACGACGACUGCCAAGGCAGCGGCAGGGGCGAAUGGGUGUGCUGGGCAGAUGACGAGACGAAGACAUGUGGCAAGUGGAGCGGCAAUGAGCUAGAGAAACACUGGGACAAGCCGUUGAAAGAUUACUGCAAGAAGAAGGCGUACUGCUGCAUGAACGAUCCCUUCGUCGACAUCGACAUCAACAUACUCGGCCUGAUCGAUAUCGAUAUCGAACUCACGCUGGAAGACAGAUGCGAGGGAAGCCAGAUCUGGUAGACACUCCGCAAAUGACGGACGAAAGCUUAAAUUGAUAAGCUUUCAAAAUGAUUUCGAAAAAAGGGUCGGGAGAGCCAAGUGCGCCCCAGUAUUUAACUAAUGACAGUCAGCAAAAAAGUAUACUCGGUAAGAAUGACGUGGAGUGAGUUUAAAAAAUAGGGGUCUGAGAGUUCGUGCAAAAGGGAGGAUAAACAAGCUGCACACUUGGGGCACCUUUUCCUCAUUCCAAG